AUGUCGACAAAUUCGUCCAACGUGCUGUUCGAUGACAUCUUCACGAUCAGCGGCAUAGACAAGGAGGGCAAGAAAUUUGACCGAGUGUCGCGUCUAUACGCGCACUCCAAAAACUACGACAUGGACCUGACGCUUGACUACAACGUGGAGCUGUUCCCUUUGCACGACAAGCAGACCUUCGCGCUCGCGCUCGCGUCGUCGCUGUCGCGCGCACCACAAGCGGCGGGGGCGGAGGAUGAAGACAAGGACAGGGACGUGUGGAGACCGGAUGCGAAGGGACGGAGAGGGCUGGAUGAUGACUACGAGUAUGUGAUGUACGGGAAGGUGUACCGAUUUGACGAGGGCUCAGCAGAGGAUGUGACGGCAUACGCGUCCUUCGGUGGCCUGUUGAUGUCCCUCAGUGGUUCGUCCAGACAUAUGACGAGCAUUGUGCUUGGGGACCCUGUAUUCAUCCUACUUCGCCGGUGA
Epithele typhae is the source of this 468-nucleotide messenger RNA. Its product is annotated as RNA polymerase. Lineage: Eukaryota; Fungi; Basidiomycota; Agaricomycetes; Polyporales; Epitheliaceae. Gene Ontology annotation, cellular component: RNA polymerase II, core complex; RNA polymerase III complex; RNA polymerase I complex. Gene Ontology annotation, molecular function: DNA-directed RNA polymerase activity. Gene Ontology annotation, biological process: DNA-templated transcription. The coding region runs from base 1 to 468 and encodes 155 amino acids. The record is from RefSeq and is a predicted model, not a curated record. The transcript is spliced from 4 exons.